CAACACAACAAGUCUGCUGUGGUGCGUCUCGUUUGAAAGGCACCAUGUGGAGCGUAUUACUCUUUCUCCUGGUCCAGCCUUUGCUCACCGACAGCAUGGUCUGCCCUAGCAGCUGCAUGUGCAACCUAGAGGGGGCCGUCAAAUGUGUGGGCAACAUCAGGGACGUGCCCAAAGGCAUGCCCACCAACAUGUACCUACUUCAGCUGAAUGGCACCAACAUGAAGGUUCUGAACGAACAGAGUCUGGCCAUGUUGCCCCUUAUGCUGCGUUUAGGCAUCAGCCAAAGCCCUCUGGACACCAUCCACCCUGAGGCCUUCCAUGUGGCCCCGCAGCUCCUCUCCAUCAAGCUGUCAUCCAACGCCCUCUCCAGCCUCCCUUCCCGGGUGUUCAGCCGCUUGGUCAGCCUGGAGCAGCUGCAUCUGGAUGACAAUCGUCUGGAGUCCAUCGCUCCCGUGUUGUUUGAGGGUCUGGCCAACCUGCACGAACUGGACGUCAGUAACAACGCCAUCGCUCACCUCGCCCCCAAUGUUUUCCACGGACUGAGUAGCCUGCGCUAUCUCAACUUGGGGAGAAACUCCCUGCAGCAGCUGCCCCCCACCUUGUUCCACUCAUUGACGCGGUUGCAGUUCCUCAUGCUCUACAACAACAAGCUAGAGCGGCUGGAGGUAGGCGCCUUCGAUGAGCUGGCCAACCUCCUGGAGCUCAAACUGCACAACAACCAGAUCGCCCACAUCCCCCCCGAGGUGUUCUGGGCCCUAGGCAACCUCAUGACCCUCACCAUGUCCUCCAACCAGCUCCAGGGCGUCCCGAAUGAAAGCUUCUACCACCUUCCCAAACUCACCAAGCUCACCAUCUACAAAAACCCUCUGCUGUCACUGCCUGAUAAGUUGAUGGGCCAAAUGCCCGGGAUGAAGGAAUUCUACCUGUAUGCCACCAACCUCAGCACCGUGCCCUGGAGCCUGUUUGCCAACAUGAGCGGGAUGGAGAGGCUCUCCCUGCACCUCAACAACAAGCUGAGGGAGCUGCCCCCUGACCUCUUUUGCUGCCUGCCCAACCUCCAGAAGCUUUCCCUCAAGUCCAACGACAUCCAGGAUCUACAUCCAGAUAUCUUCUCCAAGCUGGCCAAUAUGAACACUCUGCUCCUGAAUGACAACAAGCUUCGCUCCCUUUCUGAGGACAUAUUUAAGGGCAACCCCAGUUUGGCCAGCAUCGAGCUGAAGAACAACCAGCUGCGGACCCUUCCGGGGGAGGUCUUCUCUACUGCAGAGGGUUUAAGGGUUGUUACUCUGAGUGGCAACCCAUGGGACUGCAGGUGUGGCAUCAGAGACAUUGCAAGUUGGAUAAAGCUUAAUGAAGGCAUGGUUAGUGAUCUGACGGAUGUGAUAUGUCGUAAUCCGUACCCUCUACUUCUCCGCCCACUUGGUUCCCUACUCGACGAAGAGUUUAAGUGUGACGUUACCACACCCUCGAGCAGCCGCACCACCCGCUCUUCGAUUGAACUCAUCCAUGUCGUUUCCACUACAGCUCUUGAGGAGCAAGAGGCUGUAGAAUUCACACCCACAACUACUGCACCCGAGGCUCCAUCAACCCAACAAACAGAAAAUCCUACUGAGAGUGUCAGGUUCACCACACCUGGGUUGAGGCGCACAACAGCUGCUACACCGACCGCCGACGUUCUCGACAUUCUUGACGACGACUAUAUAUUCAAGCCUAUGGGCACUGAAUCGCUCCCCGUCCAUUUCCUAUCCCCGCCCUUUCACGACAGGCUGGUGUUUGAGAACGGGCUCGAGUUUGUGCACAACAUCCGCCUAAAGGGCUGGGUUUACCUGUGGACGCUGCCACCCAAUGGGGCUUACGUUGGGUUCCUCAUGGCUCUCCAUAUCCUUCUAGUGGCCACAGGCGUGGCCCUGAUUCUGGCUGCCAUGUACGGGAUGUACCGUCUCCACCAGGCCACGGAAGACCUAGGAGCAAUACUCACAAACAGGAAACACACCAUCAUAUCAGAGAGGAAGCAGAAAGACCCAGAUGAACUGUAGCUUCACCAAAUGCGAAGAUACAGCACAGUAUGUGUCGAGAGUAUCGUUGUGGUGAAACAGUUUUUAAAAGAAUAGUGGAACAAAACCUUGGAAAUCUGUCAAUGUAAAGCACAAGCCAACGUUGUCUGCAUUGUGUGAAGUUCUUUAGUAUUAGAAGAGUGUAGCUGACGAUUUAUUCAUUAGGCAUAUCUCGUCUCCUCCCAGUGGUAGAAGCUUUGAACAACAGGACCAAAUAAUGAUCCUCUCAGGGGGAGAGGACAGUCACAACAUUGGUCCAAAGAGCCAGACCAUUAUAGAGUUAGGCUAGCUCUUUUUUAUUAUUAUUGUGAAAAUAACGGAUGUCGGUAUUGAUGACUACACGGACCUAGCGAACAGUUUCUCAAUUGUAUUGGGUGAACCAUAUGUCCACUAAGCAGUGGGUAAAAUUCACCUCUGGAGUACAAGCUAAGCAACCUUGUAUUACUCCUAGGAAUUUGCCAGUCUCUAUCAUAGGGUAAAGUCAAAGCAUAUGCUUAAAUUAAUGGCCAUAUGGUGACAGUAUGCAUUCUUUCAGCGAUACAAAGAUUGGCAACAUCUAACCAGUGGAAAAUAACGUUGUCGUGGCUUAUUAGUUAGACAGAAACGUGUCAGUUGAUAGAGGUCAUACUGUUUCUGCAGCUGGGGAAAGUAAGCCUAACCGCAUGAAUAAAAAUGUCCUGAUGUCAUAGGAUUAUCUUAUUCCUGCCUUUCCCACUAGCAGCUAUGAGGGAUCCUAAUAUGCCUGCAUAUUACACACACACACACACACACACACACACACACACACACACACACACACACACACACACACACACACACACACACACACACACACACACACACACACACACACACACACACACACACACACACACACUUACAGAGAGACAAAAAUGUAAGUGAGGUACUGAUAUCUUACUAUUUAACUGCUCAGAGACAUCUUGGUAGGCCGACAGGUGUGAAUUCUGAAAAUUAGGUGACUUUUGGAUGACCCCCACACAUCACAAGACCAAUUGCAGUCAUUUAAAUGUAUUAACACAUUGAAAAAAAGCAGAAACAAGGUGUUAAGCUUCAUGUAUUGUAGGUGAGCUGAUGCUUUUCUUUUGACUCACGGGACACUACGAAACAGAUACGAUGAGGCUCCUAUCUCAGUCCUAAAAAUGGGAAGCUCAAGUACACCAUUUCUCAAUAUCAUAGUGUAGUAAGACAUUUUUCGUUUGGAAAUGUUCACUGCAAUGUUUCCUUCCAAAACAAAAACAAGCAUCCACAUGAAAAACUGUAUCAGGCAUUGGCAUUCAUUUAUCACCAUGUACAAAGUUGCCUAUAAAACAUUUGUUUUAUUCCAUUACUCUUGUGAUGGCAGAUCAUUCUCAUGUAGGCUAUUUGAGAACUACACUGUUAAAAUAGAAAGACUCAAAACACCAUCAUUGUGUUGUGAAACCAUGAAAAGUAGUUCACGUAAGCUGAGAUCUGGUGUUUGGAGGGUGUUUGAAUGUAAACCCAAUGCCAGUGUUAUAAUACGGUGAAUGUAUUUGAAAACAGAAUGGAGAUUCAGAAAGUGGUUCUUCAAUUUGAAUAUUGGUGUUAAGAUUGUCUUGUGAAAACCAUUUCUGGUGUUUCAGUGCAUGUAAAAGGCAGCAUCUAAACACAAAAAGCAUGUUUUGGCAGACUGUCUCUCAUACAAUCAAAUGAUUUUGAAAUGACAAUGGUUUAUAGCGUAAAUAUUGAUUGGGGAUGAUUUUAUUUGAGUUAAAAAAUGUAAGAAAAUACUGGGAAUUGAAUACUUUUCCUAGGGUAGACAAUGGCACUAAUUAUAGGCUACUGUUGCCAGGCCCAUUGUGAGAUUAUAAUGACGUUACAAAUCAAAAUGACAACUCUUUAUGUUGUCAAAACAUUGUCUUAGUCCACUCAGUCAGUCUUCAGGACUAAACUGUUGUGCUGAACCACCCUUCGUAUACUGAGCACACCGGGCCCGAUUCAGACUUGCGAUAGACUUAACAUGGACUCAAUAAAAUAAUAACUCAAAAAUGUUAAAGUCCAUGUUAAAUCAACUUAUCUUAAUUUUUUCUGUGCUUUGUUUAGAAAGAUUAGCAACAGGAGACUGAUUAAAUAGUGAAUUCUACCCACUCAACCACACAGCCACGUACCGUGUGAAGAACUUGGGCCCCCAUAUCAGAAUGUUUAGAUUAAAGGCAAAAUUUGAACUUCAGACAUUGUGCUGCUUUACUGUUUAGAAUUCCUCCAGUCUGGGGCAUGGAGGUGGAGAGAGGGCAUUCGUGUCUGGUGUGCCCUCUAAGCAAACUCUAUGGUCAAGUAUAAAAACAGGCAAGUAUGCGGGCACCUCCCCUUUAUUCAGGUCCUUCACGAACUCAUACAGGAAAGAGCACAACAAACUCUAAGGUGAAACUCUCCAAAAUAAUCCAAGAAAGUAUGCGUCAAUGACAAUGCGAGUACAAAACGUUAUUACAUUGAAGAAAGAAACAGAAAAGGAAUUCACUCAACAAGAACUAGCCAGCAGAUCUGACCCACUUGCUUACAGCUAGUGAUGUUACGUUUGAUACCGGCGCUCCAAGGUAUGCGCCGAAAUCGCUAAGCAGCUAACCUCUAAGAUGUCUGCCGAUGCGUGUAUGACUUUAUCAGCAGUACGUUAUCAAUGACCUCUGAAGCUUUGUUUGAUCACGUGCUUUUUCAAACCGUAUGCUGCCAAACGCAAGAUCCCACUGAUCACGCCGUUGUUCCGGUGCCUUUUCCGAUUCCAAGCUGAUUUCAAACACUGACCUCUACUGGACACCGUACAUACAAAUACAGUUAGGAUUUUGUACAAAAAGUUUCACCUAACCGGUAGCUUAGCAGAUAGACGAGGGAACUAUGUAACAGUCAUGGACGUGAGGGUUCGGGUCGAAUCCCGUUGAAGGCACACUAUUUAGAAAAGUAUUCUUUCUGCACUGUUGCUCAAAUUUGUUUUAUAUAGUAUAGUAUAAGCUUCUGUCUUAUGCAUCCUAAAUAGUGCCAUAGAUUAAGUUUUUGCAAAAUAGUCAAGCAUGAUGUAAGAUGUGAACCUAGUAUUCCAACUGAUUAGGCUACUAAAGCCAACGACAUACCGCUGUGCCACGAUGCUAUAAUGAAAACAAUGGGGGGGAAAAUAUCUCUGAUAAUCACACACUGCUAUUUAUUGCUGACCAGCAGAGGUCACUAAUGUGCAUUGUGAACAUAAUAAAGCUCUGCGUAAUUAACCGUUUUUCGGCACAAUUUGGUGAAAGCGCCGAAGCCUUAAGAAAGCCUCGGUUUCCCAUCACUACUUAUAGCUGCACUAGGGUCAGACAGGCUUCCUGUGUAGAUUAAGACACCCCGGAGCUGGCGCGAGAUAUGGCUCGGAAAACGCACCUCAAUUCAGAGAUGAGAAAUGUGUUGUAUUCCGAAUUGUCCUCUUAUCCCAGCUGUUACACCGAAAAGAUUGAAAACUGUUGUUUUUAUCCUCAUGCUAGCUAGUAGCCACAGCAGCCAUUGUGGAACGGCAUGUCGCAUUGAACAACAAAGGAGCUGAUUUGUUGACACUGCCAUUCCUAAAUGGCUGCUGUUGCUUCGGCUACCUAAUAUUAGGACGAAAAGGACUGUUUUCUGGAAAAACUAGCAUUCGUUAAAUCUUCUAUGCGUAACAGUUGGGAUAAUGGGACAAUUUGGAGUACAAGGCAUUUCUCAUGCCUGGAUUGAGGUACGUUUUCCGAGCAAUAUCACGCAGGCUCUGCAGUGUCUUAAUCUACACAGGAAGUCUGUCCGACUCUUGUACAGCUGUAAGCAAGCGGGUCGGAUCUGCUAAACAAGGGCAUUUGUUUUGAGUAGCAUUUCGGCUGCUAAUGGUUGCUGUAUGCUUAUAGUUCAAGUCAAACAGACAUUUUGAUUCAUUGAUUCGUUUUCUUAAUGCUACAUUGUAGUUAGCUGACACGUCAUGCAGAUGUUUUUAUGCAAAUGGAGGCCUGUUUUUUGCAUGCCAAGUAUUUUUUUUGUUUGGCUUGCCUACUAGCUUUAUAUAUUGUUUGAUGCCUGCACCACAUGCUAUAUUUUACACUAAAUAGCCACUGCCAAUUUAGCCUGCUCUAGCGUUGGCCUGCCUCACCACAUGUUACUGCAUCCCACUUUUGGCAUUCAUAUUGUUCUGUUGUUGCUAUAUUUACAAAGCUUCAUUAAUUGUAUAUGCAUUUUGCUAUUGAUGUUUAAUAAUUGUAUAUUCGUAUAGCAAUUUAUGAAUAUUAUAGCAGUUAAUAACUUCAUUAUGCAUUCAUGCACGAUCAUUAUUGCUUGUUAUUAUUAUUUGCCUGCAGAUAAACAUACAUACUACGUUACCAACAGGCUGGCCAUACCUAACCAAAGGAAUCAAGACAAUGAUCACAGACUAAUGCCAUCUGACCUGUCAACUGUCAAUCAUAUCGUUAAACUCAACUGUACUGUGAUUCAAUACAUCUGAACAACCUUCCAUGUACCAUCUUCUGAAUAUAAAGACUCGGGUCAAGUACAUUAGCCUAAUGGAUGACUGGUGUAUCGCAUUGAGCCCUGGGCUGAAUUUUUGUAUUAGUAGUCAUUGCCUGUAUUUUUGUCCAUGAAUCUGAAAUAUAAUGCCAUAUUUCCCUUGAUUUAGAAGAAUAUGAUUAACACCUUACAGAUCUUUGAACUGUCUUAAUCAAUAAAAAAAUGUAAGACCUGUCAA
Molecule: messenger RNA, 6756 nt
Organism: Salvelinus namaycush (lake trout)
Lineage: Eukaryota; Metazoa; Chordata; Actinopteri; Salmoniformes; Salmonidae
Product: platelet glycoprotein V
Exons: 2
Coding region: 45-2036 (663 amino acids)
Molecular function (GO): protein binding
Source: RefSeq, a predicted model, not a curated record